CGAAAUUUGCUUUCCAAUAAUUUUUAACCCUGAUCUUGAAAAUUCUGAAAGAGGAUAUUCAAUCAAAUAAACUUUGCGCAUAAGCAUCAUACCGAUUAUAGAACUGAGGACAAACGGACGUUUUCUAGAAUUGUAUCCAUUUAACACAGCCUUGCUGUAUCCUAAUGAUGAAAGUGAAAAGCGGUUUCUUAUUCUGUCGACAUUCUGCUUCAAAAUGGAGAGCACAUCAACUGAGUGUUUGUUUAUGUGGACAUUUGCGAAUUUCAUGAAAUGUAACUUGUGAUCAUGUUCGUAAAUUAAUUAUCAACUAAGAAUGACAAAAGACUGAUCGAUAUCUAGACAAAUAAUUACCAGUCCUGUACCAUACAAACGAACAAUACAGUGUUUGUAAACAUUUAACAAGCGGCUGCCCUGUCUUCCAAUGACUGUGGUCUGAAGUUGCAACCACGUAUUUGUGUGAUAAUGUAAACUAUUCUUUCAAAAUGCAUUUCCAUAAAUGUCUGAAGGUCCUUAUUAACUACAAGUUUAGUAUCUAGCACCAGGAAAUUUAGAAGUAAAAUUCAUAACAUGAACGUGGUAUGAAAUGGAUUUCCAUACAAGUUACAAGUAUACUAAUAGAAAAAUUCUCUGAAAUUUUGUGACAUAAUAUUGUUAAGAACAUUAUACAAGAUCAAACGCAUUUUAAUGAAAAUUUGCUAGAUAUUGCCUUCGUAAACUGAAAACCAUUAGUCGAAGGAGGUGAAACGAAUGGACAUGUAUUUGAAAAACGUCUUUGACACAAACUGUUCGUGUCCGAUUUCCUUCUAUUUGUGUCAUACCAAUUAUUUAUGCGGCACAUUUGGCCACGGAGAGAUGACAAUGAAAGAAACAUGAAUGCUACUUUACGACCAUUGUUGCAACAUUCUAGCUAUAGUUUAGCACGUGUACUCAAAAUACUUCUCAUUAUGGAUGCGUUAUCUGGAAACUCCGCUUUCAACAACUCGUUGGCAGAGUUGGAUGGUUUCGAUGAAGAACUGUUAUCAUCUGCUCUUCCUCAGACUCAAUCUCUUCUGGAACAUUUCAACAUCAGUGACAUUGAGAAGAUGUUAAACAUAUCGUCGAGGCCUGUUUCAAUCAUGAGCCAGUGCUACUGCAGCGGCACCAUGCGGGAAGUUUUGGUAUCGUACAAGUCAGUGCACGGGUAUUUCAGUCUGAUCGUCUGUAUAUUUGGCACCGUGGCCAACGUGCUGAAUGUGGCGGUGCUCACUAGGAAGGACAUGGUCAGCGCCCCAAUCAACAGGAUCCUAACGGCUCUCGCCAUUGCUGACAUGCUUGUCAUGCUGGAGUAUGUGCCCUAUGCGUGCUACGCGUACCUGGUGCUACCUGGGCAACUCUACAUGCCCUACAACUGGGCAGUGUUCGUGCUCUUCCACUCACACUUUACACAGGUGCUGCACACCAUCUCAAUCGGCCUGACCCUUGUUCUGGCCGUCUGGAGGUAUAUCGCCAUCAGGUUCCCACAACGAAGCCAUAUUCUAUGUUCUGAUAAACGGUGCAACCUUGCCAUCGGGAUCGGCUACACGCUGCCCCUGCUGGUCUGCAUCCCGUCCUACUUCAUGUUCAAGAUACAGGCAACGGUUGUGUUAGAGAAUGACGAGGUCAUAGUUCUGUACCACGUGGGACUGAGCGGGGUGGCCAGGGAGGAUGACGAGCUGCUCUACUACAUCAACUUCUGGAUCUACGGCAUCAUCAUUAAGCUACUGCCCUGCGCCAUUCUUACCGUCAUCAGCUGUUGGCUCAUCAAGGCGCUAUAUAGGGCCAACCGCAGGAAACAGGCCCUCAAAGGAUACAACAAUUGCAACGCUGCAGGUUUCUUGGCUUCCGAGAAACGAAUCGUAUCCAAGUCCGAAAGGCGAACAGACAGAACCACGAAGAUGCUUGUGGCCGUCCUCAUGCUCUUCCUCAUUACAGAAUUCCCUCAAGGUAUACUUGGACUUCUCAGUGUAGUCCUGGGAAGAUGCUUCUUCCGAACAUGUUACUAUUUGUUUGGUGAAGUUAUGGACAUAUUGGCACUUCUAAAUGGUGCCAUCAAUUUUAUAUUAUAUUGUUCGAUGAGUCGACAAUUUCGUACAACUUUCGCAUUGCUGUUUAAGCCUAGAAUGUUGAGGAAGUGGUCAACGCCUGCCUCACAGACAGACGUACAAAGUACUUACGUCUGAUACAGACCGAACAGCACAACCACAUUGCGGAGUUUCCUAAGACUUUCAAGUCGAAGAAAGAUUCCUACAGUGUCUCAGGAUUGUGUAUGAAUUAUCUGUCAAUUAAUAACCUCAAUAUUCGUAAAUAUAUUAUAACGAAUGUUUCAAGCAUUUUAGAUCUAGGGAAUAAUAAAGUAAUUAAUUACAUUACAAUAAAUUUAAAGUAAUAAACGUAGUUAAAUCGUUUAUCGUUUGAGUGUGUAUUGGGAGUUUAUCGGGAGAACUGAGAGUAAGGUGUCAUAAAAUGUAUCGCUGUGACAAACAAUGUUAAUUACAUUAAGUAUUUUUAUGUAAAUACUACAUAUAACCAUUGAUGAGAUCUCAUUUUUCGU
This is a messenger RNA of Cryptotermes secundus, 2569 nucleotides long. Its product is annotated as sex peptide receptor. Lineage: Eukaryota; Metazoa; Arthropoda; Insecta; Blattodea; Kalotermitidae. Gene Ontology annotation, cellular component: membrane. The record is from RefSeq and is a predicted model, not a curated record. Gene Ontology annotation, molecular function: G protein-coupled peptide receptor activity. Gene Ontology annotation, biological process: G protein-coupled receptor signaling pathway. The transcript is spliced from 3 exons. Bases 828 to 2198 code for a protein of 456 amino acids.